UUGGCAGUGUGUGGAGUCAUUUUGUGCAGCUUGACGGUUGUAGUGGAAGUCUGGACUCGGCUCCUCACCGACUGACUGAACCAAGUUGCUGCUCGCUGGUGCCAACGCCCGGCGAAACAGACAGCUAACGUUAGCUAGCAGAGAUACGGAGGGACCCUGCUAACGUAAUCGCCAGCAGCAUCAGAAAGCACAGAGAUGCAGACUAUCAAGUGUGUGGUGGUGGGUGAUGGAGCAGUGGGUAAAACCUGCCUUUUGAUUUCAUACACCACCAACAAAUUCCCCUCUGAAUAUGUACCAACAGUGUUUGACAACUAUGCAGUAACUGUAAUGAUCGGGGGUGAACCAUACACCCUCGGCUUAUUUGAUACAGCAGGUCAGGAGGAUUAUGACAGGUUACGACCACUAAGCUACCCACAGACCGAUGUCUUCUUAGUGUGUUUUUCAGUUGUUUCACCUUCCUCAUUUGAGAAUGUUAAAGAAAAGUGGGUCCCUGAAAUAACUCACCACUGUCCCAAGACCCCGUUCCUGUUGGUAGGCACUCAGAUCGACCUGCGUGAUGACCCCUCUACAGUGGAGAAGCUAGCCAAGAACAAACAGAAGCCAAUCACCCCUGAGACAGCAGAAAAGCUGGCUCGUGACCUUAAGGCAGUCAAAUACGUCGAGUGCUCUGCCCUAACACAGAAAGGAUUAAAGAAUGUGUUUGAUGAGGCAAUACUGGCUGCCCUGGAGCCUCCUGAACCUAAGAAAAGGCGUAAAUGUGUUCUGCUCUAAGUUUCAUCACAGUCUUCUUCACACCACUUUCCAAAUGUAGGUUAACAGUACUGAGGAGGUUUUUACAUUCCAUCAUGAGUUAAGAUAUUAUGAAAUAUUAGCAUUCUCACUCACUUAUUCUAAAACAUUUUAAUGUGCUGAUUUUAAGAGUGAGUAACAUUUGAUGCUGUUUGUGAUAAUUUGCUGCCAUUGAAAUGGUCCUAGCUGGUGUGAGCACUGAACGUUAAAUCUAUCAGCAAAUUGUGAAGGACACUUUGAAUUAUCGUUUCUGUUCAACCACAUUAUGUUUAGUUCCAUUUGCAGAGGCAUUUUUACACCUGACUAUGAAAAGGUAUUUUAAUAGAGCUGUUGUUUCAACUGUUCUGUAAUAACAAACAAAGCUGAUGACAACAGAUUAGUGAAAUGCUCAAAUUCUGCUUUAACUCCCUUAAAGUUUAUCUUUUAUAAGAUGCAUUCAGUCAUUGCACACAAAACGGCAUCUGGUUGACAUAGCACCAGUUGUGUAUCAGCUACAGCCACGGAAUUCAAAUAGUCUAUUAUCCUUUUUUUUUCUUUUUCGGAAUGAUACAUCUUUGAAAGUAUUUUGCUCAAUUUCAACAUAGCCUUCAGGCAGAUCUAUGAAAUAUAAGAUGGAAUAUGACAUUUCUAGGCUAUGCCUUAAGUUUGGUCUGAUUUGCCAAAUGAAAACCUGGUAAGUUGAUGCCUGACAAAGUAUCUACAGAGCGAACAGAGAAAUGGAAAAUGUUUGGUACACUGCACUGACGGCUGUGUGCCAAAAAAGUCAAUUUAAGUAACUACAUGCAAGAAGUUUGAGCACAAUGAUUUCCCAAUCAUUUACUUUUUGUGACGGGGGGGGGGGGGUAAGACGUAGGUGAUGUAUGUCUUAAAUGAUGAAAAGUUGCAGUCGGUGAUCUUUGUAGGAGCUUGUCCACUUGUAAUGCCAGGCUGAUGAGCUAUUUUGUGAACUAAAUAUACCUGCUGUUACAAUGCAGCAUCAUUAACAGAUCCUGUGAAAAUUGUUAAAUGACUGAACUAGUGAUAUUUGUCUUUACUACAUCCAUACCGAGACUGUGGGCUUGAAUUUGAUUUGUAAAUAUAGUGAGAAUAACUCAUAACUUAUUGACUGAAUAAAACGUGUGCAGUACUGAUAAGAUGUAGAGAAGCAGAGAUGACACUCAAAUCUAACCACAGAAAUGUUUCUGAGUCUUUCAUUUUUGUUCAAUUUGACAUCAAAGUUGUACUGUAUCUUGCUUGUAAUAAAGCAUCACAAUAAACCAGUAUUAUGAUUAAAUCUUAA
This is a messenger RNA of Amphiprion ocellaris (clown anemonefish), 2068 nucleotides long. RefSeq names its product cell division control protein 42 homolog. The transcript has 6 exons. The coding region runs from base 196 to 771 and encodes 191 amino acids. Gene Ontology annotation, biological process: modification of synaptic structure; small GTPase-mediated signal transduction. NCBI's taxonomy places the organism in Eukaryota, Metazoa, Chordata, Actinopteri, Pomacentridae. Gene Ontology annotation, cellular component: dendritic spine. Gene Ontology annotation, molecular function: GTPase activity; GTP binding. The record is from RefSeq and is a predicted model, not a curated record.